AGAAAAACAAAAUAUUCACAAAAAUUUUAAAUUUGCAAAAUAUUUAUGUUUAAAGUCGUCCAAAAACAUCCAAAACGGCUAGUAAAGUUAAUUAACUGGAUGUAAAAGAACAGUUAAUCAACUAAAAUGCUAUAAACUAUUGAUUUAACAAAAUAUAACAUCAACAAUGGAUGUAUCAGAGAAAAAUAAAAAUUUCUUCGUUGAAAAUGUCAGAAAAAAUAGAAUAGACAGGCUGCAAGAGAAGGAAAAGGAACAAAAGAAGCAGUAUGCAGCACUAAUAAUCCAACGAAACUAUCGUGGAUAUAAAGCAAGGAAGAAUUUUAAUGAUACGAUUCUACAAAACUUUAAUAAUGUAAUACCUAAUGUUACAAUCACUGACGAUGAAAUAGAAGUAAAGCCAAAUCUACAAGCUUUUCAUGCAAUUUCACGAUAUCUCCUCAUUUGGAAGCCUGAUAAGUAUGAUCAGAAUCGUGAGAACUGGGAAAGGAUAUGUAGAUAUCUCUUGGCAAGCGCUAAUUCUGAAUCCCUAAAGUUAAAUUAUGUAGCUGUUGCAUUAAACAAAGAUCAGAGCUUAUCAUGGAUCAGACACAUUAAACAAAUCCUUUAUAUUUGCUGUACAGUCAUUGAUACAUUAAAGCCAGAAAUUCAUCAAGAUACAGUCACAUUGGCCCUAAUGCUAAGAACACUAAUCGCUUUUACGUGUCCAAGCGGUUUUGUUAUAUUGAAAAAUAAGCAAUUGGCAGCUAUGAAACCUGCAAUGCAACAAAUUUGUAACAACAUUCUCGGAUUUUUGAUCCAAAAAGGAUUUUAUUUAACAUUAAGAACAAUUUUAAUUAAAGGAACAUGCCGUACUGUCGUUACAUUAAAGCCAAUUUCUUUGAAUGCUGUGAUUAAUCUCGCAAUGAGACCUCUAGUAUUUGGAAACUUUACUGAAAAUAUUCUUUCACAAUUUAUAUGUCAAAUUUUAUCUAUACCCGCAUUAAUCUAUCAACUCGAGCUGUUAUGUCCAGACACCCUCAAAAAUUUCCAAAGUCGAGAGAUUUUUGAAAAAUGCAUGGUCUUGAUGCAUGAUAAAGAUAAUUUUAAGUUCAUAUCUGGGACGCUACAAGGAGCUAAAUUACUGUCAUUGUCAGCAAAUCUCAUACAACUUUAUUAUAUGGAAUCAACAGAAAAGGCACAAGAAUUGGCAUAUCCUCAAAUUGUGUUGACAAUGAAACUUCUUUUUGAGACAAUUCCAGAUACUGUCGAGCAGAAAGGAACGUGUAGUCAAUGGCAUGAGCUUUUGGGAUGGUACAAUGCGAGCAAAUCCACUGAGACUGUAUAUGAGAAUUUAUCGUUAAUUCGAAAGCAGAUUAAUUUAUUAUGGGGACAUAAAUUGACGAAAAUCCUACUUGGAGAUUAUCUAAAGUCUUUUGCUUCAUCAUUAGAAAAGUCGAGUGAUAAAGAAAUGUCUGUUAUUUUAUCGUCAACAACAGGUGCUAGUUCCUCAUCGAAUGUUUUCCUUAAAAAGGCUAUUGAACUAAAAAGUGGCAUAAUCAAUAAAAGUUCGAAAUCAUUCAAGAAGCUCUUUGAUUCACCAGAAGUUCACAGGAUAUCUACAACAUGUGCAAUGUAUUAUGAAGCUUUAAAUACACUACCGCAGUUAAAAUUGGACAUAUUGUCAGGCAUAUGUUACAAUGGAACAAUUUUGAGAGAUUUAUGGAAAUUAAUUAAUUCAUUAGGAAUGAAAAGCUUCAUUGAUCUUAUACGAUAUGAUGACAUAAACAAUUCACCAGGACUACUAUUGCUAUUAUUUUGCGACUCAAUGACCCAUUAUGUUACCAUACUUGAUGACAUUGAGAUGUAUGAGCAGGAGAAGACAUUUUCAAUCCAAGACUACAUUGUCUUGUCACACUUCCUCAACAAUUUACUCUACAAAACUGUCAAUGAUAAUAUUUAUGAUGUAAAAGUUGUUUUUAACUGUCCAUUAUUUGUAUCUAUGCAUACAUUAUUAUUAUGUUUAUAUCGACGUGAUAAUCGGAGACGAUUUGCACCUGAGAAUCAUUGGAUUAUCAAGGACAUCAAACCAGCAUAUUUUCUAAUGGAUCUAGAAAAGGGAAAAAGCAAAUACGCACAAGCACAGCUGUUAUUGCAAAAAAUGCCACAUAUUAUCAGUCAUCAAGAAAGGGUCUCUUUGUUCAGAAAGUAUGUACAGAAUGAAAAGGCUGUUCUAGGUUUGUGUGAUUCAGCAUAUGCUUCCAGUUCAGCUUUAGUAACUGUCCAUAGAGAUAGGAUAGUUGAGGAUGGAUAUAGACAAUUAGCAGCAUUGCCACCGAGAGCUUUAAAGGGAAUCAUAAGAGUACGAUUUAUAAAUUCACAGGGUUUAGACGAAGCUGGAAUUGAUCAGGACGGAGUCUUUAAAGAAUUUUUGGAAGAGACAAUAAAACGUGUCUUUGAUCCGUCUUUAAAUCUAUUUAAAACAACAGCUGAAAACCGCUUAUAUCCUUCACCAACUUCGUAUUUACAGGAGAAUCACUUGCAACUCUUUGAAUUCGUUGGUAAAAUGCUGGGGAAAAUGGUUUAUGAGGGGAUUUUAGUUGAUGUGCCAUUUGCAUCAUUUUUUCUAUCUCUUGUACUUGGUCAGACACAACAAGCUCUGUAUUCAUGCAUAGAUGAACUCUCAUCAUUAGAUAAUGAACUAUAUAGAAAUUUGUCAUUCAUAAAGCACUAUGAGGGUGAUGUUUCAGAUUUAGGUUUAACAUUCUCUGUGGACGAGGACAUAAUGGGAAAAGUUGUCACUCAUGAAUUAUUUCCGAGUGGCAGGCUGACUGCUGUUACCAAUGAAAAUAGGAUCAACUAUAUUCAUAGUAUGGCAUUCUUUCGGAUGCAUACACAAAUUUCGGAACAGUCGACUGCAUUCAUUCGUGGCUUCCGCAGUAUAAUCAAUCCUGAGUGGUUAGCGUUAUUCUCUACAAAUGAACUGCAAAGACUUAUUUCCGGUGACACGAGUCCACUUGAUUUGAAAGACCUUCGGAAACAUACGCAAUAUUUUGGUGGCUACCAUGAUAGCCAUAGACUUAUAAAUUGGCUUUGGGAUAUCCUUGCGAAGGAUUUUACAGAAGAAGAAAGACGAUUGUUUUUGAAGUUCGUGACAAGCUGUUCAAGGCCUCCUCUUUUGGGAUUUUCACAUAUGGAACCUCAGUUCAGUAUAAGAUGCGUAGAAGUAUCGGAAGAAGAAGAUACAGGUGAUACAAUUGGCAGUGUUAUUCGAGGAUUUUUCACAAUCCGAAAAAAGGAGCCAGCAAUUCAAACGAGAUUACCAACAAGUUCAACGUGUUUCAAUCUUUUAAAACUCCCAAACUACCAAAAAAAGAGCAUAUUGAGAGAUAAAUUAAGGUAUGCCAUCACAAGCAACACAGGAUUCGAAUUAUCAUAAAGAAAAUCUUCGUGAAAAAAAAAACAUAAAUUGAGUUUACUCUGUGAUAUAAAACAAAAAGAAGUAGGAGAAGAAGAAGUGGAUAAAAGAUACAUGUUGCUUGCUUCACAAAAAAAAUAUUGCUUGGUGUUAUUCAUUCCUCGUUUAUUAGGAGAACGUGAAAAUGAGAAAGUAUGUAGGAUAUUUGUUUUAACUUUGAAUGUUUGACGAAUUAUGCACGGUUCGUUUCACGAGUAUAUAUAAAAAUGAAACAAAAUUUAUAUUAUUCUAGCUAUUUAUGAAAUGUAAUGUUUGAUAUAUGUAAUAUAUGAAUAAAUACAAAAUGAGAUAAAACAGAUUGAUGUGGCUAGGGAUGAAAUCGUAAUACUAUUGGAUU
Molecule: messenger RNA, 3791 nt
Organism: Chironomus riparius
Lineage: Eukaryota; Metazoa; Arthropoda; Insecta; Diptera; Chironomidae
Source: the annotation of a GenBank genome assembly